Molecule: messenger RNA, 2084 nt
Organism: Lingula anatina
Lineage: Eukaryota; Metazoa; Brachiopoda; Lingulata; Lingulida; Lingulidae
Product: isovaleryl-CoA dehydrogenase, mitochondrial
Biological process (GO): L-leucine catabolic process
Cellular component (GO): mitochondrion
Molecular function (GO): 3-methylbutanoyl-CoA dehydrogenase activity; flavin adenine dinucleotide binding
Source: RefSeq, a predicted model, not a curated record
UUAUUAAAAAAGAAAUUUAAUGGUGAUUCGAAAGGUGCAGAAGAAUAAAACUGAGCUUUGUUCAGCUGUCGGUCUUUAACAAGAAGAUGGCGACGACCAGGCUGGUGCUUAGACGUCUCGGUCAAAGUGUCCUCAGCGCCCCUUUAAAGAAAACGAGACCGAUUGGAAUUUUGCAGCACAGGUGCUGCAGUAAUUUUUACCCUAUCAACGACGAUGUAUUUGGCCUAACCGACGAACAAAAACAGCUGAGGGAGUUAGCAUUCCAGUUUGCACAGAAAGAGCUGGCACCACAUGCUGACAAAAUAGACAAAGAGGAUUAUUUUCCAGAGAUGAAGGAUUUCUGGAAGAAACUGGGAGAACUUGGAUUUUUGGGAAUUACUGCACCAGGAGAGUAUGGUGGUGCUGAAGGCAGCUACAUGGACCAUGUGUUAGUGAUGGAGGAGCUGUCCAGAGCACAUGGUGGCAUAGCGCUGAGCUAUGGAGCACAUUCAAACCUAUGUGUCAAUCAGAUUGUCAGAAAUGGAAAUGAGAAACAGAAAGCAAAAUAUUUGCCUAAGUUAAUCAGUGGUGAGCACAUUGGGGCCCUAGCCAUGAGUGAGACCACCAGUGGCUCAGAUGUGGUCUCCAUGAGACUCACUGCAGAACACAAAGGCGACCACUAUUUGCUGAAUGGUACCAAGUUCUGGAUCACAAAUGGCCCGGAGGCAGAUGUUCUUGUUGUUUAUGCUAAAACAGAGCCCAAAAAGGCACAACAUGGAAUUACCACUUUUCUUAUUGAAAAGACAAUGGAAGGUUUCAGUGUGGGAAAGAAGCUGGACAAACUGGGGAUGAGGGGAUCCCCCACUGGAGAACUUAUCUUUGACAAUGUCAAAGUGCCAGUGGAAAAUGUGGUUGGUGAGACAAACAAGGGGGUCUAUGUGUUGAUGAGUGGGCUUGAUAUUGAAAGGCUGUUCCUAGCUGCUGGCCCAAUAGGUAUUAUGCAAGCUGCCUGUGAUAUGGCUUUCCAAUAUGCUCACGAAAGAGAACAAUUCAACCAGAAGAUUGGAACUUUCCAGUUACUCCAAGGUAAGAUGGCUGACAUGUACACUAUCCUGAAUGCCUCCAGAUGUUAUGUGUAUAAUGUUGCCAGGUCCUUGGACAGAGGGAAUGUCAUACCCAAGGACUGUGCUGCUGUUAUACUGUACACAGCUGAAGCAGCAACAAAAGUUGCAUUAGAUGCCAUUCAGAUACUGGGUGGAAAUGGAUACAUUAAUGAUUAUCCAACAGGUCGUUUCCUCAGAGAUGCCAAGCUGUAUGAGAUAGGGGCUGGUACCAGUGAAGUGAGAAGACUAGUCAUAGGCAGGAGCCUUAAUGCUGAGUAUGGUGUAAAAUCAAGGUGAAGGUCAUCAAGUUCAAGGUCUACCAGGAAGAGAUGCUAAAAGCAUGCCUUAUAUAUAUUGCCAGUUAAAAUGUUUCCAUUCAGGGAAAUUAAAAAAUGCAUUUAGAUAUUUCAUGUAAAUGAGAUUGCUACAGUCUGCUUCAAGUACUGGGUGAAUCAGAGAAUGGUAGAAAUAUUGGAAAAACAAGGAAUCAUGACUUCAAUUUAAUUGAAUGAUUGUUUUUCCUUCCCAAUUAAUAACUAUUUGACCAUGUUUUUUUAUCAACCACAUUGUCAAUUCGCACAUUGAAGGAUGCAUUUUGUUGGUGGGAUAAAAGGUGUUGAGUUGAAUGCUGAUUAUUCUCUGAGGAUUUCACACAAUAUGGAAGCAAUAGUAUAAAUUUCAGGGUGAAGGGUGGGUUUUAUGAUGUAAUCUUAAUUGCUGGAAUAUUUUUGAACAAGUGACACAAAUAUGAGUACAGACUGAUUUACUACUGUAAUGAAUGCUGCUCAGCAAUUAUUUAUUUUAUUUAUUUGAAAUUAAACUAUCUAGAAUUCACCAUAAUAUAUUACUGGUGAAAAAAAAACUGAAAGUUAUAUGUAAGGGUUAUGUAUGUCAGUGUAUCACUUCAUCAGGAAUUUACGGUACAAAUGGCAUUGACUGAAAAAAAUAGAUCUGGUUUGUUCACUUGGUUCAUAACAAUAAAUAAAAACCUUAUUUACUGAA